AUGCACAUGUUGGAUCUGGUCACCGGUAUCGCGAUGGCGUCGUCGUCGGGCAUGGAAAUCAGUGAGCCCUUCCGCACGGAGGAUCUCUCCAAGACGGACUUUUUCGACUUUGUCACCGGCUCCGCACCGGAUAUGGCCAUCAGCAGUAGCAGCGGUGGCAGUGCCAACGCCAGUGGCAACGUCAACAGCAACCGGGUGAUGUCGGGUGUCGGCCUGGGUGGAACGGUGUCCGACCGACCGCCCCGUAACGGGAACGCCGACGGAACGUUGGACGGAUCGCCUGCCAAUCGGAGCACCACCAGCACGGUGGCGGGAAACCCCACCGGCGACGUCAACGAUCAGCCACUGCAAGGAUUCGAUCAGUUCUGGGGCUCCGAUAAGGAUGCGAACCGGCUCGAUCCUGCCAUGUUCGAGGACCUGAACCGCUACUGUUGGAUCCAGCAGAACAAUAACAACAACAACCACCACAACAACAACAACAACAGCAGCACCAGCAGCAGUACUGCCAAUAACAACAGCACCAACAACAACGGACCGCUGAAUCAUCAGGUGGCUGACACCGAUGGGCAGAUCUACACGCUGACAGUAUUAAAUGGAGCACCGGAGCCUUGGGUGUUGCGUAAGGACCCAACCACCUCGGAGCCCGUGGCACCGGCCUCGAAUCUCGAUCUCGACACGAUCCUGGGCGGCUUUCCGGGCUACGUCAAGACGGAGUGCUUCUCGUACGAUGACAGUGGCUUCGGGACGGACCACCACGCGAAAGAGGACCCCCAUCAGCAGCAGCAGCAGCAGCAGCAACACCAGCAGCAUCUGCUGGUGCAGCAACAGCACCAGCAUCUCCAGCAACAAGUACAACCUCAGCAGCAGCAGCAGCAGCAGCAGCAGAUGCCGGUCACGUCGAGCAACAUCGUGCUGUCGAGCAACCUGCUCGACCCGAACAGUGUCCUGGCGUACCAGAACAACAACAACAACAACGAUUGGCAGAUGUCGGACCACAACGUGAUACAGCAGGAAACGCCGGAGUCGCUACUGCGCAGCGCGCUGCAGGGCAAGGGCUACACGAAAGGGAUGCUGCAAAACGGGGCGGGCGGUGCCGUUACUGUGCUGCCGUCCCCCGGCCACCUGAAGGACGACGAGCUGCGGCGCGUCCUCUACGCGACCCACGGCGAUCCGACGGACUCGCUGUCGGCGUACGCCGAUUCCACGCUCACCAGCGGCAUCUACGACGAAUCGGUCCUGCACUCGCCUGUCUCGACGAACCAAUCGGUGCAGCAACAUCACCAGCAGCAGCAGCAGCAACAGCUCGCCGGGGAGCUGGGUGGUGGACCUGGGGGGCCCGGCUCCGGUCCCGGGAGCGUCGUCGUGGACGACAUGUUCCUCACGCUUGAUGCCGCCUUCACCGAGGACUACGAGAAGCUGAAGCGGAUAGCGACCGAGGUGCAACAGUUUUGCACCGACAACAACAACUACGCCGAGAUCAUCGUCGAGACGGGUUCGUCGGUCGGCGGCAACCUCGGGCACGGUGGCACUGCACCACCGAGUCUGCUGAACAGCAACAGUGGCAGCACCGUGGCCCCUGGCAACAACCACCACCCACUGAUCCUCUCGUCGCCCACCGCACCGACGGCGGCCCCGGCCGCGGGGCUGCAGCAGCGACAACCGACCGUUUCGACGACCACCUGCUCCGACGUGGUCACGACCACGUCCACCACGAAAGCCAAGGCGCCGCGGGCCAAGAAAAGCUACAAACGAUCUCUCAGCACCAGCGCCGGCGGUGCGGCCGGUAACGCGAGCGGAACCGGUGCACCGAACCCCAGCAGCAGCAGUGCCAUCCUGGCCACCGGCAACACCAACCUAACGUGCCUUGCCACCCCUCACAGCAACCACAACAACAACAACAACAACACGAACAUGAGCAACCUCAACGCGAUGCUGAGUCCCGGAAGCGGAAGCGGAAGCACGACCACGUCCACCACCACCACCACCACGACGAGCCCGACCCAGUGCGGGAAUGGGCAGCGGAAGGAACGUUCGCUGCACUACUGCUCGAUCUGCUCGAAGGGCUUCAAGGACAAGUACUCGGUGAACGUGCACAUCCGGACGCACACGGGCGAGAAGCCGUUCGCCUGUUCGCUCUGCGGCAAGAGCUUCCGCCAGAAGGCGCACCUGGCCAAACACUACCAGACGCACCUGGCCCAGAAGAACCCGGCGGCCGGCGCCGCACCGCCGAUCCUGACCGAUCCUUCCGGUGUCCCACCGUCUGUUCCACCACCGCCACCGCCUCCGCCACCACCGGGCCUGCUGGUCACGGGCCCCGUUGGGCCGCCACCGAUCGGAGUGGACAGCCAGCGGCUCGACAUGUCCCCGCCGUUGCUCCUCAACCCCGCUACAAGCGUCGCGAACAAUGCAACCGCCCCGCCGAUCGUGGCCAGUAGGUGA
Anopheles bellator is the source of this 2439-nucleotide messenger RNA. RefSeq names its product ichor-like. The transcript has 4 exons. Lineage: Eukaryota; Metazoa; Arthropoda; Insecta; Diptera; Culicidae. The record is from RefSeq and is a predicted model, not a curated record. The coding region runs from base 1 to 2439 and encodes 812 amino acids.